Toxorhynchites rutilus septentrionalis is the source of this 14517-nucleotide messenger RNA. It is a transcript of the gene Lar, whose product is annotated as tyrosine-protein phosphatase Lar. Gene Ontology annotation, molecular function: protein tyrosine phosphatase activity; protein binding. Bases 1811 to 7963 code for a protein of 2050 amino acids. NCBI's taxonomy places the organism in Eukaryota, Metazoa, Arthropoda, Insecta, Diptera, Culicidae. The transcript is spliced from 21 exons. Gene Ontology annotation, biological process: protein dephosphorylation. The record is from RefSeq and is a predicted model, not a curated record.
CCUCCAAGCAACUACAAAUCGGUCCGAAUCCACGCUGGUUCCGCGCGUCAGGAUUUCUCGAGUCUCCAGUCUCCGCCCUUCCCAGUGCUCCCGGGGCGGUGGAUUCGCGGCGCGAUUUGCAACUAUCGCAAAACCGUUCGCCGGAACGGGGCGCGGGGUGUGGUGCACGGGCUGCGAUCGCGGGGAAUAGUGCGCUACAGAGCAGCUGUUUCUCCAGCAGCAGCAACGGUUUGCCCUCGGGAUACGCAGGAAGAAGAAAACGUGAACAGAAAAAAAAACUCACACCCGCCGCUUAAUAAUACGCAAAAACUUCUGUGAUGCCGAUUGGGGAGAGUCGCAAUGUGCAAUAUUAUUAAGUGCCGAGCAACGAACGACUAUGAUUUCCUAGUGCAUAAUUAUAGUAGCAGCAGAUUGUAGUGAAGCUCCAGCGAGCUGUUGACGGGCUGUAUUCCGAGAAGAAAAAGACGCAAGAAGAAAAAGAAGAAGAAAAAACGAAGAAGCCAAUCUCAUAAUGAAGAGGAGAAAAUUAAUGAAUCGAAAAUUAUGAAAUCCAAUAAUAAUAAAUUAUGUGAAACAGGCUGGCGCAAAGAAUCUAUUACAGUGAAUUUAUUCUCCCGAGAGGGGCAGCGCAGGAGGGAAAAAAGUGAACACAAAGUAGCGAAAGAAUAAAGUGAGGCCGAAGCCAGAAUAUCAACAAGCCCCAUUCGGGGAAGGAGCCUCCAGUUAGUGGAGGAGAUGUGGAUUAAGGCGAUCGUCGUGGGCGGUGGUGGUGGUGGUGGUCGUUGUGCUCAUGAAGGACGAUGGCUCAGGAUGAAACCGCCAAUGUUAUUCGCUUGUGUCCGUCGCUGUGCGGAAUAUCUGAGGCUCCAAGUGGCCGAGAGAUAAGUUGUAAUCUUUUGCCUUGGUUAGACAAACUUUUUCGGAAUUUUUUACCUCUCACGUUGAGGAGUGUGUAAAAGGCACACUUUGAACAUAGCCUGGAGCGGUAGCUAAAUUGAUGACUGCCUUCUUAUAUAGAGUUCUAAUUGUGUGCGAACGAGAAGAAGAGGAAGAAGGCGGAAAAACCAUCAGAGAAAAUUGCAGCGGAUAAUCGCGUUGCCCUGCGGUUAUAGUGCAAGGAAGUAGUUAACGAUUUACAGAAAGAAAAAGUGAAAAAGGUCGAAAUGGUGCAGGAAAGCUGAAAGUAAAUUGAGAGGUGGCUUGGCCUGGAAGUGAGAAACAGCUAGUGAACUGCAGUGCCGUGCCAUGUGAAGAAAACGCCCACCGAUUGUGAAACAGUGAAACCGUCAAAAGUUUACAUAACUUCUACACCUACUUCAUUGCAGGAUUUCUUACGACAGCGGAGGGCGUUGAGUAGAAAAAGGGGUGGCAAUUUUAGGUCAUCAAAUAUUUAUCAGCUACCUGCUAUUGAAUUCAUUGUUGUGUAGCACUCGUCCGUAAAAUCUGAAUAAUAAAACCCAACAACAACCGAUCUUCCAUUUAAUGUAGAUUCGACAACACUAUACAUUUCGCACGGAAAAAAAAUCCUCUCUUUAUCUCUCUCAAAAAGCCAAUGAAAUAACUAUCAAAUAUGUCACGGCGGUGACACAUGACAAAGUUGUAACCGAAAACGGAAAAAGUGUCAGCGUGGCGACGGGCUCCGUACGAGAGUAGAGGAAAAAAAAUCUUCAAAAAAAAAGUACUAGCAAAUAUCCACGCCCUCUAGCAGGGGAGGAAUAAAAAAUCACUGAGCACACACAAACACACGCACGCACAUAGCAUCCAAAGGGAGGGGCGCAUUAAAAUAAUAAGUUCGCGAGGGAAUUGAGACAUGGGGCUGCGGGCGGCCUCGAGUGCCGCGUUACUGACAGCCUUUGCCAGCGUCCUUCUCCUCCUCCUAGCGUGGAUACCCCAAAGUGCACUGGCAUCACAUGGGAAUUUCUCCGAUUUUCCCUUCAUUUACAUGACACAUCCACCAGAGAUAAUCAGGAAACCGUCGAACCAGGGAGUGAGAGUUGGGGGCGUCGCGACGUUCUUCUGCGGAGCGAGAGGUGAUCCCCAGCCGAGUAUCGUCUGGCGAAAGAAUGGGAAGAAAAUCAUGGGUACCCAAUCACGCUACUCGGUGAUCGAUUCCAACGGAGUUUCUAUGCUGCGCAUUGAACCGGUACGAGCUGGCCGAGAUGAUGCACCGUACGAAUGCAUGGCGGAAAACGGAGUCGGCGAUGCGGUUUCGGCUGAGGCAACAUUAACAGUUUACGAACCUGACAAAACGCCGGCGGGUUUCCCUGUCAUCACCCAAAGUCCUACAACGCGCGUAAUUGAAAUCGGUCACACCGCCGUGAUGCAGUGUAAAGCAACUGGUUCGCCACCCCCGAAGAUCUACUGGAUCAAGGACAUGAAGCGUGUGGACAUGACCAAUCCCCGCUACAGCAUCAACAGUGAAGGAAGCCUCCAGAUAGACAACAGCGAGGAAAGCGAUAUGGGGCGGUACGAAUGCGUGGCGGAGAACUCUGUUGGAACGGAACACACCAAACAGACAAAUUUAUAUGUGAAAGUUCGACGCGUUCCACCAACAUUUUCCCGACCCCCGGAACCGAUCUACGAGGUUAUGCUUGGCGGCAACCUAACGCUGACCUGUGUGGCUGUUGGCUCACCGAUGCCGUACGUCAAAUGGCGCCAAGGAAUUGACCAGGAUCUGACCCCGGAGAAUGAUGUUCCGGUGGGGCGAAACAUUCUCGAAUUGAGCAAUAUAAGACACAGUGCCAAUUACACCUGCGUCGCAUCCUCGACACUAGGAGUCAUCGAAGCGACCACGCUGGUAAAGGUGCAAUCGCUGCCCGCUGCCCCAACCGAUGUGACGAUAUCGGAGGUAACCGCAACCCAGGUUCGCCUAGAGUGGUCGUACAAGGGACCGGAGGAUUUGCAGUAUUACGUUAUCCAGUACAAACCGAAGAACGCUAAUCAGGCGUUCAGCGAGAUCAGCGGGAUCAUUACCAUGUUUUACGUGGUGCGGACUCUUAGUCCGUACACCGAGUACGAGUUUUAUGUAAUCGCUGUGAACAAUAUCGGUAGAGGGCCACCCUCGCUGCCAGCUACAUGUACCACCGGAGAGACAGGUGAUUCCACGUAUGGAGGCUCCAAAAUGGAAAGCGCACCGAGGAACAUUCAAGUGCGCCCGUUAAGUUCAUCGACAAUGGUUAUCACCUGGGAGCCACCUGAGACGCCUAAUGGACAAGUGACAGGCUACAAAGUUUACUACACCACCAAUCCCAACCAGCCGGAAGCAUCCUGGGAUUCCCAGAUGGUGGACAACAGUGAGCUGACGACCAUCUCGGAGCUGACGCCGCACGCAAUCUACACCAUUCGAGUGCAAGCGUUCACCUCGAUGGGGGCCGGUCCAAUGUCCAAUCCGGUACAGGUCAAAACACAGCAAGGCGUUCCCUCCCAACCGAGCAACUUCCGCGCUACCGAUAUUGGCGAAACAGCUGUCACUCUCCAGUGGUCCCGGCCAACCCACUCGGGCGAGAACAUCGUGCACUACGAGCUCUACUGGAAUGACACCUAUGCAAACGAGCAGCAUCAUCAGCGUAUUCCCAACACGGAAACGUACACCCUGAACAGUCUCUAUCCGGAUACUUUGUACUACUUUUGGCUGGCGGCUCGCUCUCAAAGAGGCGAAGGUGCAACCACUCCACCGAUUCCAGUUCGAACGAAACAAUAUGUACCUGGUGCACCACCACGUAAUAUAACAGUUGAAGCCACCAGUCCGACGACGAUCAACGUGUCCUGGCUGCCCCCGCCAGUGGAACGCUCGAACGGGGCGAUUGUGUACUAUAAAGUGUUUUUCGUGGAGGACGGACGCUCCGAUAGUGAGGCCACCGUGACCACCCUCAACUCCACCAGUAUCAUGCUGGAUGAGCUGAAGCGCUGGACCGAGUACAAGAUCUGGGUGCUCGCCGGGACAUCGGUGGGCGACGGGCCCCGGUCCUAUCCGGUUACUGUUCGAACCCACGAAGACGUGCCUGGAGAUCCACAGGAUGUGAAAGCCAGUCCAAUGAACUCCACCACGAUUCAUGUAUCCUGGAAGCCACCAAAGGAGAAAAAUCGAAACGGCAUCAUUCGAGGCUACCAUAUUCACGUACAGGAGAUGCGUGAAGAGGGCAAAGGUCUUCUGAACGAGCCGAUGAAGUUCGAUGUGGUGGAUGCUUUGGAGUACAACGUAACCGGCCUGCAACCGGAUACCAAAUACUCCGUCCAAGUGGCAGCAUUAACGCGAAAGGGUGACGGCGAUCGAAGUGCACCGAUAGCGAUCAAAACGCCCGGUGGAGUUCCGAUCCGACCAACGGUGAACCUGAAAAUACUCGAACGUGAUCCCACGGUGUCCAUCGAGCUGGAAUGGGAACGGCCGAAACAGACGUACGGUGAGCUGCGUGGAUACAGAGUGAAAUGGGGAGUUCGGGAGCAGCCACUGAAUGAGGAGUCCAUGUUGGGACCUCACACGUUGACCAAAAAGAUCAACGACUUGGAACGGGGUGUAGAAUAUGAAUUCAGGGUUGCGGGAAUGAAUCAUAUCGGAAUUGGGCAAGAAGCGGUGAAAUAUCUGCAAACACCAGAAGGUACACCAACCGGACCUCCAACAGAUAUUGUCGUGAGGUUCCAAACUCCUGACGUGGUAUGUAUUACUUGGGAACCUCCGACAAGGGAGCACAGAAACGGACAAAUUACAAGAUACGACGUUCAGUUUCACAAGAAGAUCGAUCAUGGUUUGGGUACAGAGAGGAACACAACCAUCAAAAAGGCAGUGUUCACAAACCUGGAGGAAAGCACUGAGUACAUUGUGAGAAUAAGAUCGUACACCAAACAAGGUGCGGGUCCGUUCAGCGAAAAGAAAAUUAUCUCCACCGAGCGAGAUAUGGGACGCGCACCACUCUCGGUACAAGCAGUAGCAACUUCAGAGCAAACAGUUGAAGUUUGGUGGGAACCAGUGCCUUCUCGUGGAAAACUCGUUGGUUAUAAAAUAUUCUACACGAUGACCGCCGUUGAGGAUCUAGAUGAAUGGCAAACGAAAGUGGUUGGUGUGACGGAAUCUGCCGAUUUGCUUAAUUUGGAGAAGUUUGCACAGUACGCAAUUGCAAUCGCUGCCCUGUACAAGAACGGUCCUGGUCGACUGAGCGAAAAAGUCACAGUUAAGGUGAAACCGGAGGAUGUGCCCCUUAACUUGAGAGCGCACGAUGUCAGCACCCAUUCCAUGACCCUGAAUUGGGCUCCGCCAAUCCGACUUAAUCCCAUUAAUUACAAAAUAUCUUUCGACGCCGUCAAGGAGUUCGUCGAUUCGCAAGGUAUCCCACAGAAACAAAUUCUCCCGAAGCGGGAGAUCGUUCUCAAAAGUCACGUCACGUCUCAUACAAUCGGUGAACUGUCGCCGUUCACCACGUAUUUUGUGAACGUUAGUGCCAUUCCGACAGAUUAUUCGUAUAAACCUCCUACGAAGAUCACCGUCACAACUCAAAUGGCUGCUCCGCAACCAAUGGUACAGCCCGAUUUUUAUGGCGUAGUGAAUGGCGAAGAGAUCCAAGUAAUUCUACCGCAAGCUUCCGAGGAAUAUGGCCCUAUUUCGCACUACUACCUAAUAGUGGUUCCAGAGGACAAAUCCAAUCUUCACAAAUUGCCGGACCAGUUUCUGACCGAGGAUCUGCUGCCUAGUAAAACUCGAACGGAUCGACCGAACGCCCCAUACAUUGCCGCAAUGUUUCUGCAGCGGAACAUCCCGUACACCUUCCAUCUAGGCUCUGGUGAAACCAAUCACAACUUCACCAACAAAAAAUUGGAGCGCGGGAAACGCUACCGCAUUUUUGUACGAGCUGUUGUGGAUACCCCUCAAAAACAUCUCUACACAUCAAGUCCCUUCUCGGAGUUUCUAGCGCUGGACAUGAAGGAAGCUCCCACGGGAGAACCACCACACAGACCGAACCCAAAUGUUCCCCAGGAUCCGGAAAUUCUAAUUCGUGGCAAGAAUGAGGAACCGGGAAUGAUUUGGGUCGUCGGACCCAUUAUUGCCGCACUGGUUCUAUCUUCCUGCUUGGUGGUGGUGUAUUUCAUCCGUCGCCGAAGACAGCCGUACAAAACGCCUGACCAAGCGGCAGUUACAAGGCCACUGAUGGCCGCCGAUUUGGGAGCGGGUCCCGCACCUACAGAUCCGGUUGACAUGCGUCGACUGAACUUCCAAACACCCGGUAUGAUCAGCCAUCCGCCGAUCCCGAUAUCCGAGCUCGCAAACCACGUGGAGCGUUUGAAGGCCAACGAUAAUCUCAAGUUCUCCCAAGAAUACGAGAGUAUUGAACCGGGCCAGCAGUUCACCUGGGAUCACUCGAACAUGGAGGUCAACAAACCGAAGAACCGAUACGCGAAUGUAACAUCUUACGACCACAGUAGAGUGAUACUGCAGCCUAUCGAAGGCGUCCCCGGGUCGGAUUAUAUCAACGCAAACUACUGCGAUGGCUACAGGAAACACAAUGCCUACGUGGCAACGCAGGGCCCUCUCCAGGAAACGUUCGGUGAUUUCUGGCGAAUGUGUUGGGAGCUGAAGUCAUCCACUAUCGUAAUGAUGACACGUCUGGAGGAACGAUCCCGUAUCAAAUGCGACAUGUAUUGGCCUGCACGCGGCACCGAAGUGUAUGGAGUUAUGACAGUGACAAUCACAGAAACUCAGGAAUUAGCGACAUACAGCAUAAGAACCUUCCAAAUUUGCCGCAGUGGCAGCAACGAGCGAAGAGAAAUGAAGCAGCUUCAGUUCACUGCUUGGCCAGACCACGGUGUUCCGGACCAUCCCGCCCCGUUCCUACAGUUUUUGAAACGAACCAAGGCUCUAACUCCACCCGAUUCUGGGCCAAUCAUUGUGCAUUGCUCGGCGGGUGUUGGUAGAACCGGAUGCUACAUCGUGAUCGAUUCCAUGCUGGAACGAAUGCGUCACGAGAAAAUGAUCGACAUCUACGGCCACGUAACUUGCUUGCGAGCUCAACGUAAUUACAUGGUUCAAACUGAGGAUCAGUACAUCUUCAUACACGACGCACUGCUGGAAGCGGUCAUAUGUGGUAAUACCGAGGUACCGGCGCGAAGUCUACACGCUCAUAUCCAAAAGUUGAUGCAAACGGAAUCGGGAGAAAAUAUCACCGGAAUGGAGAUGGAGUUCAAGAAGCUGUCGAAUGUGAAGGCAGACUCGGCACGAUUCGUGACAGCGAACUUGCCCUGCAACAAGCACAAGAAUCGUUUGGUUCACAUACUUCCGUACGAGGCUUCACGGGUCUGUCUGACUCCUAUCCGAGGGGUCGAGGGUAGCGAUUACAUCAAUGCCAGCUUCGUGGAUGGAUAUCGAUACCGUAGCGCAUAUAUUGCUGCACAAGGUCCUCUGCAGGAAACGGCCGAAGACUUCUGGCGAAUGUUGUGGGAACAUAAUUCCACCAUUGUCGUGAUGUUAACCAAGCUUAAAGAAAUGGGACGGGAAAAAUGUUUCCAGUACUGGCCUCACGAGCGCUCAGUGCGAUACCAGUGCUACGUGGUAGAUCCAAUCGCCGAGUACAAUAUGCCACAGUACAAACUGCGUGAGUUCAAGGUAACGGAUGCACGCGACGGAUCCUCGCGCACCGUUCGCCAGUUCCAGUUCAUCGACUGGCCGGAACAGGGCGUACCAAAGUCGGGCGAGGGCUUCAUCGAUUUCAUCGGACAGGUGCACAAGACGAAGGAGCAAUUUGGUCAGGAUGGUCCCAUCACUGUGCACUGCAGUGCCGGCGUGGGACGGACCGGGGUGUUUAUCACACUCAGCAUAGUGCUGGAGCGGAUGCAAUACGAAGGCGUGCUGGACGUGUUCCAGACCGUACGAAUACUGCGUUCACAGCGGCCUGCGAUGGUACAAACCGAGGAUCAGUACCAGUUCUGCUACCGAGCCGCCCUGGAAUAUCUGGGAUCAUUCGACCACUAUGCCAACUAAAGUGUUCAAUGCCCACAAAACGACAUACGAAAGCCAUAGAACGCAAUAUGAUAUGAUAGCAAAUAUAACACACACACACAAAAUACUAUAACGAUGGAGUAGCAAUCGCCUCUAGAACAAGUACAUACCAGAUAACUCAAGAACCAUUCCAUUGUAUCGAAGAUGCUGCCAUGCCAGCAGCUCAUGUCAUCAUCGAGAGCAUCUCGUGUCAUCAUGCCCAUAUUCUUAGAUAAAGAACAAAGUGAAACAGAAUAGCUACAAAGUGAAGCAGUCAUGCUUCAUCUAGCGAUCACUUUUACAUAUUCAUAACACGAGCAAUUUGUACUCCCCUUUUGUAGGCGUGUACUCAUUUCGAUACAUGCAAUUCUAAAUAGCUCUCUAGGAAAUUUGAUCUUAUUUUUUUUAUAAUAACGUUGACAAACGUUCGAACCUCCACCAGUGCAUCCCCAUCGUGGCCGUUGCCAAGACAGGCAAGGACGGAUACAUCACACACACACACACCCUCAUCGCAUCGAUAGGUUUUGUCAAUCAACAGUAGCUGUGUUUAAGAAAUACAAUCUUUUCGAAACAAAAAAAAUCUACCGUAUAAAAAACUUAUAAAGCGAAAUUUGUCGUUUAACGAUUCAAAAUCAUCACUAGUUAGAAGGAAAUCUAUAGCAAAAAAGGAAAGAAUAUCAAAAACAUAGCGUCAGGUUUUAUAGCUAAUUUUCAACAGCAUCAACAACAAAAAAAAGAAGAGAAGGAGACAUCGUAAACAUUUUUCAGGAUAAAAAGUUACUACUUAAAUACUGCGGAGUAAGAACAAAGGAGCAUUCAAAUUACAGAAUAGCAAAAUAGUAAGCGCAAGCAGAAGGCAGCAAAACCAAUAGUUCAUUGCUGCACUUGCAAAAUUACGUUGUAUAUGUAAUGGACAAAACAAAAAUACAAGCACGAACAAACGCUUUAAUUUAAAUUGUAACUUGCCGGAUUGCACGGUGAAGCGGCAGAAGGAGGAGGAGGAUGUGUGCAUACAUGUAUAGUGGAAAUAACAUCUAUUUUUUUAUUAAGGAGGAGAAUGAACGCAAAUGUUGUGAAAUCUGUUGAAGCAGUGAGUUUAAAUUCAUCAGACUGAUAUUGUAAAAGUAAUAGCAACACUAUUGUAAAAAAGUGCAUCAUAUAGGUAUCGAAAGAGAGUAUAUAAGUGUAAGAAACAGAUAUAUUAGACAAGUUGACCCGUUUGGAUGAUGUGCAUACUAAGAUGGAUAAGGCUAAACUAUAUUAAGAAACUGCUUUAUGAUCAUAAGCGAAAGCUAAUAAUGUAGCAAAAAGCAUAUAUCACGAUAUAGACUAUUUAGCGGCUAGUUUAAGUUUAUACUGCUAGGUAACGGUACUUUCCUAGGCAUUGCAAAUGCUGCAAACGCGCGCGCAUUACAAUCCCACGCGAUGGGUAGUGGACGCAGUGGACUUAUUUUGAAGACUCGUUUACUUAUCAAUUCACCUUUUUGUGUUAGCAUUCAUCAUUCAUUGUCACCUGGACUUCUCAUUCUGUUAGUGGUAUGGUUGCAUUUCCGACGGGAUAAAUUUAUAUGUUAGACGAGAAUAAGAUAUGUAUAUGUUAGAUUCGGCGAGUAAGCGUAACCACUAGAGAUACUCAACAGGCAACUUUAUGUGAGCGAGAUAGCGAGCGUUCAAUAACGCGCUCAUACACUUAGCAGUCAUUAGUUAUCAGCACGUCCAUGUUUUGUUGUUGAACGUCCACACACACACAUACACACACACAAAAGUAAUCGAAUAGCAAAGUAACGCUGGUCUCAUCUUUGAGCGUUUGAGCAUAGAUGAACCUUCGACCCGGAUAGGGUAUUCCUAUCAAAUGCAUUACGACUUAGUUGCGACCACAACCCUACUUAUUUAUGGGGAAGGGAACUCAAACAAUUGAAGUAUGGUAUCUACCAUACUUUAUACAAGCAGAAUUUCUCAUUUUGACAUAGGUCUAAGAAGAUUUCUGAAGGCAGUCAAAGAUUACAACCCCAUGGUAUUUUCAGGGUAUGAUUCUGAAGCUUCUGAAGCCCAAAACUUCAGCUAGCGCUGCUAGUACGACUAGUUUACGAUGCUUACUCACCUUACCUAUCACACGAGAGCCGGAGUGACUCAUGCUGUUUCUAGAAGUCGUCUCCAUUCAACUCGAUUUUGGAUUGUUGGUCGCCAGGAUCCCUAUUAGGCGUCUCAGCACUCGCGAGUAACUUUCGAUCUAGUCGAGCCAUCGUGAGCGCUGUGCUCCUCUGUUUCUAGUGCCGGAGAAGCUGCAAAGAAGCAUUUCAACCGGAUUGUCGUCCGCCAGCCUUGCUACGUGUUCGGCCUACCGUAGUCAUCUGACUAUUGCCAGAUGUGCAAGGGGGGUCUCUCCUUUUGGGCAAAAACGGAAUUUACGAGAAAAUAAAAAACGUAAUAGGAAUACCGGUAAGUUUCUUCUUUUUUUUUCAAAAAUUAAUGCUUUAUUGUGCAAAAAUGAUUACAAAUUUAAUAUUCAAAGUAAUGCCCAUCACUAGUCACAACUUUUUCUCAUCUUUCUGGCAAUUCACGGAUCCCUUUGCGGAAAUAAUCGGCCGGUUUGUCGGCUAACCAUGAAUCGAUCCAAUUUUUGACUUCAUCAAAUUUGGAGAAGUACUGGUCAACCAGGCCAUGUUGCAUCGAUCGAAAAAGGUGGUAAUCGGAAGAAGCAAUGUCUGGAGAAUACAUCGGGUGGGAUAGGACCUCUCAUUUCAGCGUUUCCAAGUAUGUUUCGACCGGUUUCGUAACAUGCGACCAAGCAUUGUCGUGCUGCAAAAUUAUGGCCGUUUUUCCUUCAGUGCAUGGCUCAAACGCGUCAAUUAUCGUCGGUAGAGGUCCCCCGUAAUGGUUUCAUUCGGUUUUAGCAGCUCAUAGUACACCACACCCAGCUGGUCCCACCAAAUGACAGCAGAACCCUCUGGCCAUGAAUAUUCCGCGCGGCCGUCGAUGUUGAUGCAUAUCCAUAUCCAUACGUUGUCCGACGUUUAGGAUUGUCGUAAUGGACCCACUUUUCAUCGCCAGUAACGAUUCAAUGCAAAAAACCCUUUCUUAUAUAUCGUUGAAGCAGUUGUUCACACGUGAAAAAACGACGUUCGACGUCUCGUAGCUUCAAUUUAUACGGCACCAAAUGUCCUAUCUUUUUGAUCAAUCCCAUUACUUUUAAUUAAUAUGGUUUGUUGAGCUAAUCCAAGUGUAUCUGCAAGUUCUUGUUGCAUUUAUGAAGGAUCUUGAACCAGUAAAGCCUCCAAUUCUUCGUCUUCCAAGUCAAAAUUACCACUUUUAAAUCGUGCAAACCACGUCUGGCACGUUCGUUCAGUUUGAAGCAUGGUCACCAUAAACUUCCACCUAAAUUCGAUGACUUUCCGCAGAUUUUUCUUCAUAUUGAAGUAAUGAAGUAACCCUACCCGCAAAAACACUCUCGUUGGUACGAAAUUCGACACAUUCGAAGUGGCAAAAACCUAUGUUGUCCAUCGUAUGACUCGUGCAUGCUGGAUAAAAUAAUCGCAACCAGCCAAUAUUCCUUCAGUGAAUCACCCAUACUCGAAAGACGAUUCGAAAGCUGAAUGAUUUCAGCGAGAUGUUCUGCCAUAUUCCCAUGCUCUGGCAGCUGUAACCGGAUAAAAUUCCGCAAGACAUGAAUUUUUAAUGAAAGCGUCCAACGAGCGUGAUGUUUUCGCAACGCCUCCCACAUUUCGCGGGCUGUUGUUGAACGGAACGUGUUGUUGUUGGAACGUGGCAAGUUUGGCUAUCCUCAAUGGACAACCCAAUCAUAGCACGCGCCUUACCGUCUUUGUCUUUGGGAACCCAGGCAGCAUCAGGCUCAGCGGGCUUCUGCUUCUUCACAACGUCCUUCAAUCCUUCCUUCGUCAGCAAUAGGUUGAUGUUGUUGAUCGUUUAAACGCCGGUAGUCCAAAUUUAUGCUUUUGUAGAUUCCGUGAAGCAUGUUUGAGAGGAAGUUUUUCGUCUCGCUGAAGUUGGCUUUGUCGAAGUCGAAGAACGUGCUCUCUGUCAUUUCUUUGUAAUCACGGUGUACGCAAAAAUCAAUGCUGACCAGUAAAGGUGGUGAUGCAGGCAACUAUUCACGAGCGGGGCAGGAGCCAGUAUUACAAAGCAACUAGAACAUAUUUUCUCACUUACAAAGCAGAGGUCAAGCAUACGGUUGUUACGAUUAGGAACUCCACUCUUUUGUCCGAGUCUUGAAGUACGAUAAGCCGCGAGUAUUCUGCUCCCAUCUAACGUCACGUAAGUUGAAAUCAUCAAGUAUCGUCAAACUGUCCUUUGCACCCAUAAGAGAGACGAUCCAGCCAAGCGACAACAAGUGCUUUACGAUUAGAGUAUUAUCGUUUACACGGUCCGGAGGAAUGUACAUCACCCAAAUGAGGAGCUUUCAAGCUUUCGGGAGGGGAUAGUAACCGCGACUUAUAGCUAGAACGAUUAGCUAUCAAAACUCCGCCGCCAGAACUUCCAAUCGUCGUCUUUUUUCGUUGCCUAGGCCGAUACCGAUUGUUCCGUUCCGUGUUUCCUUCUUGAUUGUUCGUAGUAAUUUGUUUCUCACCUUACUAUGGCGAUGGCUAGCCUCGUGACGGGACUCCCGUCUAAGGUGUAGCUGGCAAGACACAGUAUUUCAUAUCUCAGUCGCUCCUCUGGAGUACCGCCGCUGUUUGAGCCGCCCCUAACCUGGAGUACAGCGGCUCCGUUGUGUGGCUCAUUUAGCGUUACCCAGGAUGCACUGCGCGAAGGCGAACUACUUUACAUCCCAGCUUACGAUGCUAGUACAAUUAAAAUUUCAGGCUCCCCUAUCGUCUUGCAGCUUUUAUAUGAACAUUUCUUCGUUGUUGAUCUAAUCAAGGUUUUCCCUCACAUCUACUUCGGAAUUUACGAAUUAUUUCCAAGAACCAUUUGCUGGUUUUUCCAAUCAGAAAAAAGUAAACAAACAUAAUCUUAUAAUAUGGCUGACGAAUUUUAAUUGAGCCCUGAUCAAAUGAUCAAUGAUAUUUGUUAUGGAAAUUUUCCGAAUACCAUUUCUACUGCAUUCAUUGCAGCAAAUGAGUCUGCAUGGAAUUGUCGCAGUCUGUUUCGACUUUGAUUAACAGAUCAGUCGAACCUUAAAUCUUCGCUGUCUUAAAUGUUAUGUUUACGGACUUUGGAGAAAGGCAAAAUCACGAAGGUGGGGGACUUCAAAUUUCUGCAUUCAGUCUUACCUAUCUGAAAAUCUAAAGUUUAUUACAACACCUGUAUAUCUCAAACAGAAAAAAAAUCCCACGGGAACCCGGACAAUGCAAACCUGUUUAUUAUCCGCUUAACGAGACGUAUUAUUGAAAUUUAAUUACAUCAAUAAUAUCACCCCGUAUGUGUCAACGCUACAAUAAGUUCUAAUUAGGUAUUAGUAUAGUUAAGUAUGGAAAGAAUAUUCGAUAUACAAACAAACGCAGUAGCGAUAGAAGCCAACAGCAUUAUCCUUUAAGUGUCAUAUGAGUGGAAUUUACUUCCGAAACGCACGCAGACGUAACAUGUAGAAGUUAGUUCUAUUUCUUCACUCGUACUAAAAAAUAUCAAUAGGUUCCCAUUAUUCAUUUGGUGCGAACCAUCUCCUUCAUUUAUUUCAUUAUUUUUCAUAUACUCAACACGUUAACUAUGGUUACUAGGGUGCAGCUAUGAACGAAUCUAAUGAAACCAAAACGAGGCCAUACAUUCGCAAGUUUUGUUUAGAAACAUUGUUACAGCACACAAUUUGAUUAUUGUUCAGUUAGAUAGUUUAUGUUGUUAAUCGAAUCGGUAUUAUUUUUUUUAUCAUUCCAUUCCCCAUUUGAAGCCCGUUAAAUUUUCCCGUACAGUAAACAAGGCUGACCACACUUAAACCGUGACAACUCGUUCUUCCCUUUUGUUAUAUCUUUUAACCGGGUUAUUUAGUUACAGAUAUCAGAUACCCCGUGAUAUGUCCACCAGUCAUUUCGUAGCCAACUGAAAAAUUAGAAACUGUUCCAAGAAGAAGUUUACACCCAACCGAAUGCAAACGGCAUAUAAUCUAUGUACAGUUCACCCAGAAUUCCCCCCCGUAACAGUGUUACACUCGUUGGUAAUGGUAAAAACGUUUUUAUCACAUUAUUAAUAGAAUCGGUAAACUAGUUGAUGAUUCGCGUAUUACUUUUAUUACACACAAAGGGAACAGGACAAGAUGUUAUUUUAUUGCAGAGCGAAGGUAACGAUUUAAGCAAAAUAUAUAACACGAAUAUUUUUGUAUGAAUGUGGAUAGGAAAUUAUCGCUUAGGAUUGGAAUGUUGGGUAUGUAGUUAAGUACUGGGAGAUUAGGAGGGUGCGGCAGCUAGUGUCCACGAAUGGGUGAAUGAAGAAUGAUUAGAAUUGAACAUGUGUUUCCAUCAGUUGAACAGAGGUAAAUAAUCAUGGCAAAUAUAUCAGUAAAACAUUUUAUUUUACAGAGAGAAUGGUGAAAAAUUAUGCAAGAUGGAGCAGAUAAUGUCGAAAAUGAUUUAGGUUAUACCUAUAAUAAACUAUUAAAUUUAAAACAA